Hypoxylon trugodes is the source of this 1417-nucleotide messenger RNA. Its product is annotated as putative short-chain dehydrogenase/reductase family protein. The record is from RefSeq and is a predicted model, not a curated record. Bases 332 to 1336 code for a protein of 334 amino acids. The transcript has 3 exons. Lineage: Eukaryota; Fungi; Ascomycota; Sordariomycetes; Xylariales; Hypoxylaceae.
CUCGCCAGUUCGUUACAACCUCAACACGUACCUAUCUAUGUCAGUCUAUUCGGCUCUUAACAUAGACGGCGUCAUGAAUUAUAGAAAUAGAUGGAUUUUGUUUCGUCUUAUUACCCGGACUUUGCUAAACCCGGUGACCAAAAGUCCGUAUGAUGACUACCAUCAUCAAGCCGUAUUGCCUCUCUCAAGAGGAUAAAAUGCCAUGGAGUUCCUACAUCUUUCUUGAGGAGUAUCCUAAGAAUCAUUUACUCAUCUAGACGCUAUUUAUAUAGUAACCUUCUGUUCAAAUUCCAACUUUCUAAACACCAUCCUCUAUAGUACACUUAUCAUCAUGGCCAGUUUCUUCUUGGAAUUCGCAGCCGAACAGCGCCUCCAACUCCCACUCCUCGUCACACCCGAAACAUGUUCCGGCAAGACCUACAUCGUCACCGGCGCCAACACGGGCUUAGGCUACGAAACCUCCAAGCACCUCGUAAAUUGUCGAGCCAAGAAAGUCAUAAUGGCCGUCCGGAACCUCGAAGCAGGAGAAACAGCCAAGGCCGAAAUCGAAUCCGCAACAAACAACCGCGGCAUCGCGGAAGUAUGGUCCCUUGACUUAUCAAGCUUCGAUUCCGUAAAGUCAUUCGCGAAGAGAGUAAACAGCCAACUAGACCGCAUCGACGCUGUGAUUGAAAACGCUAGCGUGGCACAUGAUCGGUGGUCGACUGUUGAGGGAUACGAGGCAUCGACCACUAUCAAUAUCCUAAGCACCUUCCUCCUGGCAGUCCUCGUUCUCCCGAAGUUGACUGAGGUAGCGAAGCGCUAUGGGAACCUACCUCAUCUCACUAUUGUGACGAGCGGGGUCGCUUUUACGGCGAAGGAAGCCAUGGAUAGGAUAAGGGAUAAUCCACUUGCGGGGAUGAAUGAUCCGACGACUACCGACAUGAACAAAAGAUACCCUCUUACGAAGCUCUUCCAACACUACGCAGGCCGGCACCUCGCGACCUUAGUGCCUGUUUCAAAAACUGGAGUUGUCGUGAAUCUCGUUAACCCCGGUCUAUGUAAAACCAAACUGAGCCGAAACUCGAAAUUCUCCAGAUGGUUGGAAAUUUAUAUAACCAAUUUAUUGGUUGGCAGAAGCCAGGAGAUGGGUAGUCGACCUUUGCUGCACGCGAGUAUGGCGGGUGCGGAGAGUCACGGGCGCUAUGUUUCGUCUUGUGAGAUAAAGGAACACCAAGUUCCUGAAUGGGUCAAAGGCGAAGAAGGCAGGAAACUAGGGGAGAGAAUUUGGAAUGAUAUAGCAGUUGAGCUGGAGAAGAUUGAGCCCGGCUGUUUGGAUCGGGUGUUGCGACAUUAAGAUAUUUAUGUGCGAAGAUGUCGUGGGGGGUCUCGUUGAUUCGGUUUACAAAGGCCUGGUAACCCUCAAGGAUCGUUCGAA